AUGAUCCUUCCUAUGGAAAUCUUAGAACAAAUUGUGACGAGCGGUCUUGAUAGUUUCGAGACUGCCAAAGCCUGGUGCAAGUUAUCUCCAAGCUUUCAAACCCAAGUUACUCGAAACUUGGGCAUUUUGGUCAUCUCGGACUGUGCUAAUGGCUACGAACAGCAACCGAAACAGCUUUUUGCAGGAAAUAGUCUGCUGGACUAUAUGUCGCUAAGCGAUGGGGCUAAUACAACGAUAAUAGACACUGCGGAGUUUGACAAAGUGUCAUUACGACAGUUUCUACAAAAGUAUCAAAAUCUAUUAUUUGUCAUUGUCACGGACAAACAUUUCAGCGAAUCGCUUCUGGCACUGUUGACUUGUAUUGUUGACCAAAUCGCUGGCAUCAAUGCCAAUCACCGUAAAAACAUCUGUAUGGUCUACAAGACAGUUCACAACUUUCUCAGCAAAAUUUAUUUCCGUCAACUUUUACUCAGUCCACGACUGAUCCGUCUGUGUGAACUCCACCUCUUGAGUGGCUCCGAUUUGGCAGAGAACGACAAUAUCGAUUUGGAUCUUGUUUUUGAGACAACAAAUCUUUACAACGUCAAACGCGUGUUCAGCUUGAAUAUCCAAAACGCUUCGCAUGUACUGAGAGCUCCAAGCCUAGUGUCGAUUCGGGAGCUUGAACUCAACGCGGAUGUCAACCCGUCGAGGUCGUUGGCUCAUGCUCCAUUACUCUCUACUAUCCAGCGCUUUCGUCUUCCAACUGGUCUUGGUUCUCAAACUCGCUAUCAGCUUCCCGCUUGUGACCACUUAGGUCUUGUGAACUAUAACCCUAAGAUUGCGUAUCCAUUAUUAGAAGGAAAAGAUGUGCGGGAAAGUCUCACGAUAGCUACGUCGUUAAAAAGCGAAGGAGGUGUUCUCAAGAACAUGAAUUUUCCUCAGGUCAAAAACCUCUGUAUCACAUCUCUUGUUUCCUCGGUCGAUGAAGUGGAUUUCCAAGAUUGCAACUUUGAAAAGUUGCAAAGUUAUGAUGAGUCGAAUUCUUUUGGGCCCACUAAAUGGGGUAGUCUUAUCGCUUCCAAUGCGAAGAUCGACUCAGUCAAGGCUUCUGUUGAUUGCUGCAGCGAUCUUUCGGCCUUGAUGCGUUGUCCAUUCACACUUAAAGGAACAUUGGAAGUCACUUCGAAACUAAAGGGCGAGAAAAUUCUUUCAGUCAAGGAUGAACUUUCAAAACUCACCGCUGAUUGUCGCAUGAAGAAUCUCUUGAUUCACUGCUCAUACAUCAGUAUCACCUUGGGUAGCAUUUGGCAAUACGCCCUGUUUUUUUUCGUGAUUUGUCCGUAUAUUGCAGAGACUGCGACACUCUGUGUCAAAAUCAAUUUCGAAUUACUCCAAAACGACAUCCAGCAUCAGUGCCACAUCAACAACAUUGCGCGUGAUGAACUUUUCGGCAUGAUGAACCUUCCUUCUAAGAAUGGAAUUUUGCAGCUUGUACUCCCUCAAGCUAAACGUAUUAUACUCCUUGAUGUUACCUCUGUCAAAAGUGCACAGUUCUCUGCCGUAGAGGAACGGUCAAACGUGAACGAUGUGUGGUUCAAAUCAACGAUUCGUACAGGCGUCAGUAAUUUGCAAGAUCCAAUAUCACCGUCAGAAUUCCGCAGGAACAGCUUGGCGGGUAGCGACAGCGAUACCGCGCGUCGUAACAGUAUCGUGACUUUUAACAGUCCCGCAUAUUUACACAUACCGUCAGAAAGCGGUAAAUGUCCCAAUCUCGACGAUGGCUCAUCAUUGCCUUCUCUCUUUCAGAAAGUGGAGCAAGGUCAAUUCCGGCGUCAAUCACUUAUUUUAGCGACCUCCGGGGGCCAGAUUCUAUUAUUGGAAGUGAACGGAAGUAUUGUUGAUCACUGUAUCGAGAACAGUCCUGGAUUUCUGCUGAUUUCAACCUUAAAAAUAGUUUCGAAGCAGGUCUUUCAUCGCAGCAAGGUAGAUACCAGUGUAGACUCAGGUUGUUUUGCUUUAGUCAGGAAAGAUUUUGAAAGGCUACUAAAUCUAAAGAACAACUACCCCAGUAUAGACCGAUUAGAAUAUUCUGUGUCAACUGCCACCUAUCAUGAUCUGAACUUCAAAGAUGACUUAGCAAGCGAAAUUUAA
This is a messenger RNA of Lachancea meyersii CBS 8951, 2133 nucleotides long. NCBI's taxonomy places the organism in Eukaryota, Fungi, Ascomycota, Saccharomycetes, Saccharomycetales, Saccharomycetaceae. The record is from the annotation of a GenBank genome assembly.